Messenger RNA from Periconia digitata, 3999 nucleotides. Lineage: Eukaryota; Fungi; Ascomycota; Dothideomycetes; Pleosporales; Periconiaceae. The record is from the annotation of a GenBank genome assembly.
AUGCACCUAACACCAUUUUCUUUGCAUCACACCAGAUGGUCGACGACGCAAAGCAACCACACCCACCGAAAAGACUGCUUGCUGUAUACGCACACACCCGCAAACAAACUCAGACGCGCUCGCCAGGCUAGCAUGCCGCCUGCAGCCUAUUCCGCGCCCAUAGACUCAGACACCCCCGACGGCGCAUCCAAUAACGUCGCGCCGCGCCCGUUUACAACAACAACAACAACGUCGUCGUCAACAAACAAGGACGCGAACCUCCUGUCGCAUUCACUCAAACAAAUGCCUCUCCACGCGACGACCGCAAACGCAAGUGCAAGCGCGCACACAGAAAUUUCAAAUGCCUCAUCGUCGACAAACAAUACCCCGCCGUUACACACGCCCACACGUCCGCCCUCACUUCCACUGCACUCAACCACAACUUUCCCGCAGUCUCCUCGUCGCUCGCCUGCUCCCCGCAGUCCCAGUGUUAUGAGCUUCAGCCGAGCUUCUUCACCUGCACCCGUUCGAAAGUUAUCUACUACGUCCCUCCGAGGAGACGUCCCUCGCCCCUCCCCGUCGCGCAGAAGCUCUCUAGUACCCAACAUGCCUUCGCCCACAAUGGCUAAGAUGGGAAGCCCGUUAGCUCAAAUUCCAGUCGAGGACAAGCCGCCCCCGCCACGAGCUUGCGACAUUGCAGAGGAGUCUUUCGUGAAGGAGUUGGCAUUGCACGAGGGCAUGGCCGGGUCUGCGAAUGCAGGCACCAUUGUCAUAAUACACGACCAAUGCUAUGGCCACCGCUACUCCAGACCGAAGACAGCAAAAUCCACAUUAAGCACUAUCAUGGAGAGGCCGGAGCGUAUGCUGGCGAGUGUGCGGGGCAUCUCUGCGGCAUAUGUGCGUCUGGGCGAGCGGCACUGUGAUGGCUCCAACCCACCUGAGCCUGGCCGGCAACCUCCGGCAACUAUCCCUUUCAAGAUCCGAAAGACGUCUCGAGCCGUCGAUCUUACAUCUCAAGCCGUCACCAACGUUCACGGCACCAAAUGGAUGCAAGAAUUUAAGACAUUGUGCGAGACUGCAGAGCAGAAGCUGUCAUCCACAGGAAAGGAAUUGGUCCGCGAUCCCCCUACGAUACCAGGCCAGCCUCCCCCAACACCAUUCCAUCCAAUGGACCUCUACCUCUGCUCUGAAUCUUUGAAUGCUAUACAGGGCGCGCUUGGAGGUGUGCUGGAUGCCGUUGACACCGUGUUCCAGGGCUCCACUAUGGAGAAUGGUGUUUCACGCGCUUUUGUCUGUAUCCGUCCUCCAGGUCACCAUUGCUCGGCAGAAUGGCCCUCUGGGUUCUGCUGGAUCAAUAAUGUUCACGUCGGUAUUGAACACGCCAUGGCCAACUACGGUUUGACCCAUGCGGCCAUCAUAGACUUUGAUCUCCACCAUGGAGACGGUUCGCAGGACAUUACGUGGGAGCGAAAUAAAAAAGUGCGCGCCAUGCACAAAAAUACUCCCCACUGGAAGAAAACAUCCAUUGGAUAUUUUAGUCUUCACGAUAUCAACUCCUUCCCAUGCGAAGACGGAGAUGACGAGAAGGUUCAAGCAGCAAGUCUUUGCAUCGACAACGCUCAUGGCCAGUCCAUCUGGAACAUUCACCUGGAAACGUGGGCCACCCCUGAAGAAUUCUGGCGAUUGUACGAGGAUAAAUAUCUGGUGCUACUCGACAAGACACGAAAGUACCUGAAAUUUCACACCAAUCGUUUACGUACGUCUCCCAAUCAUCCCGCGCCAAAAGCGGCCAUCUUCCUCUCCGCCGGCUUCGACGCUAGUGAGCAUGAGACAGCUGGUAUGCAGAGGCACACUGUUAAUGUGCCCACUGAAUUUUACGCUCGUUUCACUAGAGACGUUGUGCGACUGUCCGAAGAGCUGGACACUGGCGUAGAUGGUCGAGUCAUCUCUGUUCUCGAGGGCGGUUACAGUGAUAGAGCGUUGACAAGUGGUGUCCUCAGUCACAUAAGUGGUUUGUGCGAUGGGCAAAUCUGGUCGGAGGCCAAACAAACAUCAGGAGGACUGGGUUUCGACAUGCAACAGCGGCUCCAAGCUUUAGACAUGAACGACCGAGGCAUGGCCAUGACACCUACACCACCCGAAGCGACACUAGUCACUUAUGAUCCCCAAUGGUGGCAUACAACGCGGCUUCAAGAACUGGAAAAUCUGGUUACGCCUCCCCCCUACAUCGCUCCUAAGAAAGUGCGGACUGGACCGGCAGCGCAUUUCUCCUCCCCCACUCAAUCCUUCACCGCGAAAGUCGUCGAUCCUACCAAGCUUCACCGAAACCUGUCGGGGCGAUAUUCUUCAGGCAGUCCUUCUUCGAGAGCGCCGACUCCCCCGCCGCCAGAGGUCGACUGGGCCAUAGCUACAGACGCUCUCUGCAAAUUGCUGACUCCCGCUGACCGACAGACUCGUAGCUGCAGGCCUGAGGAGCUAGCAGCACCAAAGGUCAAGAAAGAGGAACCUGCUCCUGUCUUGAACAAUGCUGACCCUCAUCCGUCCGGACGUCAGCUUCGCGGAAGGAAGCCUGUAUCUUCGUAUCUGGACGCGGGGUCCGAUGGGGAUAAACCAGCUUUGCGCCCAGAGACACGAGCAAGUCGACGCCAGACCAUUGCUGAUCUCCCUCUACCAACUACCGAACCCCCCGAGCCCAAGCGUGUGGCUUCGCGUCGUGUUAGUAUCGCCUCGAGUGUGAGUUCUGUGGCCCCAGAGCGGAGCGUUAGCCGCGCUUCUAGUAUCGUACCGCCCAGCAAUCGCAGUACCACUCCUGCACCAGCAUCCAACGGGGUACAAAUCAAAAAGUCCAGGGCGUCGACUGCAGCUACCUCUCGCAUUCCCCGGAAUCAACCUCCGAUGCCCUCUGUGCCUACCAAGUAUCAAAGCAAGCCAGCCGCUACUGGAGGCAAGGAAAAUGAGAGUGACAUUGACCAGUUGACCUCUGGACUGAAGCGUGUGACACUGAAGUUGGCGCCAAAAGAGGAAUACGAUGCGCGGCAGAAGCAGAAGGAGGUUGAGAAGAAGGAGGUUGAGAAGAAAGAGACUGAGAAGAAAGGAAGGGCAGCUGCCCCACGCAAGCCAGCAGUCCCUCGAGCGCUCAGAGCUCCGGCGAAGGGUGCUCUCCCUAAAAAACCUGUCGGCAGGCCACCAAAAGCCACAAAGCCUGUGCCUGCAAUUGAACCCGAAGCUCCCCCUAUUUCAACAGAGCCAUUGCAGCCAAUUGCUGCUGCAACUGUACCGUUACACCAGCCCGAACCUGUCGCGCCCGAGCCAUCUAGCACUCUCUUGGAGAUCUUGGAUAAACAGAAUCACCCCACCUCACCUACAGCCCUCAUCUCCCCCGAGCCAACAACGAAGUCUUCUCCUCCAAUAGACCCUCCCACUAGUCUCAUUGAUAUGAAAAUCACUCCCGACCAACUCCCAAAACCGCAUUUUAUCACCUCCAACAGCCCCGUCCGCUUACCUACCUCGCCUCCCCGGGAAGAUACUCCUCCUCCGCCACCCCCUGCCAUGAUCCCGCAAUUCGUAAAUUAUAACCCGCAAACAUUCAAUGCCGGAUCCUCCCCACCAUCGGUACCUACACACCCGGGUCCGGCUUCUCCUCCCCUACAGUGGCUACCCAUGAAUCUGGAUACGGCCGCUACAGCAUCUGCAGGACCUAAUCCCCCUCUUGCUUCCCCUGCUGCUAAGAACCCGGUUCUGUCGAGACCUGUGUCUGCGGCGGCGAAGAGACAGGAGCUUCCGGUGUUCUCGGCAAGCGGUGUCAUUCCUUUUGCGCAGGAUCAAAACAAGGCUUCUGCGGAGGCGGGGCAAGGUACAAUCGAAGUGAAGAAAGAGGAGGGAAACAGUGGAAUGGAUAUCUGGGAUGUUCCCGAUACACCUGCGCAUUAACUGGGUUGCUUUGCUCUUCUGAAGAGAGGGUUGAGACAUGCUUCGUUGUCCUUGCCACUCUUCUGCCAUUUCACUCUCUUUGUUGAGACU